GGAGUUGGCUAGCUGGAUGCGAUGUAAGUCAUGCCUUUUAUUGUUUUCCCUGUUUGCUGUUUCAAAGUCUUGGCACCGAAACGUUGUGGACAACAACAGGGGUUUGCGAUUUAAAACACCUCUCUGAUAAGUGCAAGCGACAUGAAAGUAGCCGCAGCCAUCUUGACAACGCUAUGAGGCUCCAGUUUUUUGGGAAGCUUAGCAUUGCUGAACAGCUAGAUGAAGGCUACAGGAUUGGCAUUAGAAGGCACAAUGAAGAGGUCACAAAAAAUCGACACAUCCUGUCUAGAAUAAUAGACUGUGUAAAAUUUUGUGGCGCAUUUGAGCUGGCUUUGCGUGGCCACAAUGAGAGCGAGAGCUCAGAUAACCCGGGAUAUUCCGUGGCUUGGUCGACUUUGUUGCUUCUCCUGAUGGAGUUUUGAAAGAGCACCUCGAGAAUGCCUCUGUGUUUAAGGGAACUUCGAAAACCGUGCAGAACGAGCUGUUGGACUGUAUGUUGUCUGUUAUGAGGGAACACAUAAUCCAAGAAGCACAAAACAGCGAUUUUCUAUUAAUCCAGGCCGACGAGACCACCGAUAUUGCCACACAGUGCCAACUUGUGCUUGUGCUGCGCUACAUUGAUGGCAAAAGCAACGUACAGGAGAGGUUUUUUGCUUUUAUUCAUCUGCAUUCAACUACAGCUGAUUCCAUCGCUACAGCACUAAAAGAGCAUCUUACUGUCAUCCUUCCAGAAGAUCAGAAGAGUAAACUCAUCUCCCAAGCGUAUGAUGGAGCCAGCGUGAUGAGAGGUGCCACUGCAGGUGUUCAAAGGAAGAUUCAAGAUGUGUACCCAAAUGCCCAUUACAUCCACUGCUACGCUCAUCAGCUCAAUCUAAUAAUGCAAAAGGCCACUUCUCACAUACCCAAAGUUAGAAUUUUUUUUUCUAACCUUGGAGGAUUUGCCAGCUUUUUUUCAAGAUCACCCAAGCGCACAGAUGUUCUUGAUAAAGUAGUUGCCCAUAGACUACCAACAUCAAGCAGUGUUAGAUGGAACUUCCACAGCCGUGCCAUCAAUACAGUGUUUGAGCACAGAGAGGGCCUCAUUCGCUGUUUUGAAACUAUUCGAGACUCAGGUGACUUUGACCCUGUUACCACCAGAGAGGCAGGAGGCUUUGCCAUGCUGCUGGAGGAUCAGGAUUUUAAUUUUUUUCUGCAACUUUUCCACAACAUCAUGCCACACGUGGACAUCCUCUAUGCCAAACUCCAGAAGAAGGACAUAGAUUCAGUCCACAUUAAGGGGAGCAUCCAGCAGUUCCAGCAGGACAUACAGAAGAUCAAAAAUUCUCUCCAUUCUCUGGUUAUCCAAAGCAGUGAAGGAGCUUCUCAACCAAAGAGGCGGCGGUUGCUUAGUCCAGACGUCCAUGAACGGAUUGCAACAGAGGUCUGUGACACCAUACUCCAACACACCAUGGAACGGUUCUGCUUCACAAGCCACCUCGUUAGUGCCACCCUGCUGCAAGCAGACAGGUUUGAACAGUACACAGUGGCGUUUCCUGAAGAUGCACUGAGUAGGACUUUGAAGGCCUAUCCAGUGCUCAAUGGGAGUAAGCUAAAGACAGAGCUUAGUCUCAUCUACUGCAAGGAAGAGUUCAGAACCUGUUGUGGUGCUGUGGACCUACUGCAGCUGUUUAAGGAGAACAAUCUUGAAGAAGUCUUUUCAGAGACUGUCACUCUCCUAAAGAUCCUCAUCACCACACCCAUGACCACAGCAGAGGCUGAGACGUGUUUCUCAACUUUGAAAAGAGUUAAGACUUUUCUGAGAAAUAGCAUGACCCAGGAGAGACUAAAUGCAUUGGCCAUGCUGUCAAUGGAGAAGAGAAUGGUGACUGAGAUCAUUGACUUUAACCAGAAGGUCAUUGAGAAAUUUGCAAGUCAGAAAGAAAGGAGAGCAAAAUUUAUUUUCAAAUAGUGUUAAUGGCCAAUGAUUA
This is a messenger RNA of Triplophysa rosa, 1967 nucleotides long. RefSeq names its product zinc finger MYM-type protein 1-like. Gene Ontology annotation, molecular function: protein dimerization activity. The transcript is spliced from 3 exons. Lineage: Eukaryota; Metazoa; Chordata; Actinopteri; Cypriniformes; Nemacheilidae. The coding region runs from base 494 to 1948 and encodes 484 amino acids. The record is from RefSeq and is a predicted model, not a curated record.